Striga hermonthica is the source of this 438-nucleotide messenger RNA. NCBI's taxonomy places the organism in Eukaryota, Viridiplantae, Streptophyta, Magnoliopsida, Lamiales, Orobanchaceae. The record is from the annotation of a GenBank genome assembly.
GUCUUGCGCCUCACGCGUAUGCGCACCGCCUCCCACGCUCGCCUAGUCCUCGAAGCCUUAGGACUCACGUGUCCGUAUCGCACGCGCGCGCCUGUGCGCGCGCCCAGCGUUGCCGCCAUUCCUCUUGCGCGUGCCUGCCAGCGCCCCUCUCCUAUGCCUACCGCGCCUAGGCAUGCGCCCGUGCAUACCGCCCACUCGCGCGCCCCUGCGCGCUUUGCGUUCCUUCCCGCGGCCUUGCGCGUGUCCCAACCGUCGCCCGUGCUCCGAUCCUGUACCGCGCACUCCCGUACGCCCGUGCACCCACCAGCCGCGCGCCCGCGUAACCCUCGCAAAUCCCGCGUGCACAGCUUUUUUGCCCAUUUGUGCGCAUCAAGGGCCGAUGCGCACCUAUCGCAUUUUAGCUCCUUACUAGACUCGUCGGUCCCUAACCCCACUUCC